Molecule: messenger RNA, 909 nt
Organism: Hydatigera taeniaeformis
Lineage: Eukaryota; Metazoa; Platyhelminthes; Cestoda; Cyclophyllidea; Taeniidae
Source: the annotation of a GenBank genome assembly
AUGGCCAUUUUUCUUCUCUGUUUGCUGAGCGAACGUGCCGAUCACGAGACACACCCACCGGUUCAUCCGUGGAUAAUCUAUCUCCACGCCAGCAUCUAUCUGCUCACCUCGACCGGCAUGUCAGUGCGCUUAUUUCCAAGCGCCUCUGUUUUCGUUGCGGCGGCCUUCUACAUCCACCUUGCCUACCUUCUGGGUUUUGAGCCAGCGUUCGGUUACCCUCCGUGGCUUCGGAUACGGGUUGCACUACGCCUUUUGGCUUUGGCGGGUGCCAGUCUUCGAAUGCUCGCUGCAGGGGACUUUGACCCUUCUCGACAUUGUGACAAACUCGGAGCGGGUACCUUGGGCUGUGUUUGUGUUUUUCUCGCUCUCCUCUCCCUCCCCAUUAUGACACCGAUCAACGUCGAUAUGCGCGCGCAUCACCAUGAGAUCGCUUCCGCCUUUCCAAAUGUCUUCGUGACCAACUUCAUUCACUGGGUCAUUGGAAUAGCUUUCUGUCUGGCCUUUGUCGGUUACACAUUUCCAGUUCUUGUGGUUCUUCCCCCAGGUAGGAAAUUAGCGAGAUGUGCUAAUUUCACUUGGCUUUUACGACGUUUCGCGCUUGAAUUUUUCUACCUCACUAUUGGGACUACGGCUGCGUUCAGCCAGUUGAGAUCCUACCUAGGCAGGGAGCGAGUGCUGUUUUUCACGAGGAUGGUGGAGUGGGCGGACAACUUCACUUGUUUGGGCUUGUGCCUUACCCUAAUCGCCAAAGAUGCCAAUUGGACCUACUGGAAAGCACAAGGCGUUGAAUUCUGGCUGCAGAACACAGUCAUCCUUGCGGAGGUGAUUACGAUAGCCUCAAUCGCUGUUGGCGCCAGUCUGCCCUGGUUGGGAAGAGUGACGAAAGAGCCGCACCAGAAGGAAGAGUAA